ACUCGCCAGGCGGGGGUCGCUACCGGUCUCCUAGUGACUUUCGUCGUCGGGGGUCGCGUGACACGUGCGUGAGAGAAUACCGGUCUCGUUCCCGGUCCCGGUCCCGAUUUCGACCCGGCACGACGAUCGAGUGGUUCCACGUCGGCGUCGCGACCGCGUGAGAUCGGCGAGAGAUUGAUCGGUGACAGUGGUUGGCGAUCCACCGAAGUCGCGGUUUCGCGGCAGGUCCGCGAGAGAUCGACGAUCUCGUGCCGGAUGACACUUGGUGAUCCGAAUCCACGAGUCACAGAAGGACGGCGGGAGAUCGGAGAUCGCGACACCUGAAACCCGGUGAUCCAUCGUCAUCGGACAGCUCCGUCGUUGAUCGUCGCGAUUGUGCCGACAGCUGUCGCGGACGACUCCUCGAGGUGGGCUCCUUGAAGAUUCGUGCGCGCGUCUCGCUUGAAAUGGUUUCCAUCCGGGAGUACGGCGGAUCCGGUGUCUUGUGGCAUCCGUUAAAGAUCGGGUAUCCUCAAGUAGUCAACGAAGUUUCGAGCAGUUUGCUCCGCGGAGAGCCUUAAUGCGGUGUCGACCCCGAUACUUCGCCUUGCUUCAUUAUCGCUCUCCUACCUCGUGGGAUAAUCCGAGGUACGCGCGGUGUACGAUGAAACAUUAAGUGCCACGAGCCACAAGCACCACGAUCCCCCGUGAACCCCGAAGUGUGUGAGAUAUCUAUAGUUCUGGGUAUAUUAAAACUUUACUUAAUCGCGAGCGCAGCCAUCGUUCUCAAUUGUCGGACCGUCACGGUGAUAUUGCAGAAUUCAAGAAGUGCCGCUUCACGACGAGCCUCUCAAUCUUCUUUCCACGAAGACUUUCAUCGUGAUUUGUGACAGGGAUAAUCCGCAUUUCGCUUCGACCGAGGAAUUAAAGAAAGUUUUCAUCUCCAGUUUUGAUGGAUCUACCAACGACGUCCAACGAUAGUUAGAAUAUAGUCCUUCCCUUGUUUUCAUGGUAAAACGUCAUCUGUAGAAUUGAGCCCGAAGGGGGUAAAAAAAAAAGGACAACAGCUGCGAAUAACGUGGAAGACGAGCGAUCGAAGGCGAAGGUGGAAGGAAUGUACAAUACAGGAAUACAAGUAUCGUUUCGAUCGAUUGGCUAAGCUGGUGGGACAUUUUGCAGCUUCCCCUUCGAGUUCUCUCGAACGAUUGAUAUACAUAUACACAUACACAUACGUAACACACAUACAUACGGAUCGUGUAGGCUUCACUCACGAAAAUUCGCAGAAUCGUGAUGCACAAGUGGCAAGAAGCAGUAAACGGUAACGCAAACGAUCGUUCCUACAACUGUAUGAUCUAAUCAGCGAAUCGGUUGAUUGAAGUGGCUCGUUAGAUCACGUCCGACGUAUUACCAGUUCGAAUUGUUCGCGCGAGUGAUCACGGAGUGAAGCAUCGCGGUAUCGAAGGAUGGAGAGAAAUCGGAGGAACGCGAGGUCGCACAAACGUGGAAGGACAGGAUUUGCGUACCCGUGCGUUUCCUCUUGAGAGGCUCCGCGACGUGCCUCCGACCGUAUAUUCGCGCGUUAAACGCGAGCGCGCCGAUUGAUCACGAAUCAGCAAACAGGGUGCCGUCGGUGAUGUUUGCCGAGCGACGGGGAGACGUGCGUAAUAUAAGUUUGCCAAUCAACGCGAGAGAACGAGAACGCGGAACGUGCGAGCGCAUAUCUCGCGAGAACGAAUUCCCAAGUCACCAGAUAACGUCUAUCGAUUGGAAAUAUAUCGUCGCACCGUCGAAAAUUAACGGAACACCCACUAAAUGUGUAUCGAAAAUCGAAAGAUAUCCGUCACACGAAAGGGGAUGAAAAGUUUAUCCUGUCGGCUUUUAUUCAAUCGUAUAUCUUACACUUUUUAAUCGAGUAUCCGAUCGGAUAAUUCGGGCAUUGUGCGGAAAUCUCACGGGAGAGAGAGAGAGAGAGAGAAAGAGAAAGAGAAAGAGGGAGAGAGAGUGUCACGAUGGAGAAGUGACUGUAUCGGAGGGCCGAGUGCUGAAUUAGAAGUCAAGGGAGAUCGACGAAGUGGAAGCGAGGAUCGAUCAGUCGACGUGUGAGAUUCGACCAAACGGCAAAGGGAAUUCUGGGAUCACGGUGGUCAAUCGUUGCGAUCGAUCGAGCUUUAAAACGUCGCGGAACGAGCCGAGUGCGACGUGUCGAGAGGAGGCACCGAAGAGCGAACGAGAGCUGCCCGGAAGGACCAUCAGCGGGAAAAGAGGAAGACGCGGAGGCGGGAGGUCACGUACACUUGUAUUUUUUGCCCUCGCGGGAAAUCAGCGACCGAGGAGCGGAGCUGUCAAGAGUACAAAGGAUAGCGAAACAACGUUGUCGUUCUUUACCACGGUGGGCCGACAAAUUGAUAACGAGUCGAUCGUUAUAUCACGCCCUACGGAAACGAGAUUCGUUUGAGCAGGAAGGGGGAAAGGGCGCGUCUAGGAGUGUGUUCUUUAAAACGAUUCGCGAAAAUCGUAAAAGCUUCUCCCGGCAUUCACUGAUGCUCGUUUUAACUGCAUGCCAGAGAAUUAUUUUCAAGCUUCAUAUGGCAAAUCUACCGGCGUGUUUCUCUGCGCCGCUCGCUGCUGAUCAAAAGAACGGCUCGGUCGUAGCACGAAGAAAAGAGCGGAGAAACUAGAAGCGUAAAGACGUUGUGCGGUUUUCCGAUAGAAAAUCGUGGCCCGCCGUGAGACAAUUCCAAAAAUUCUCUUCAGACAAGGUAGCCGAGAAACGAAUUUCGAGAACAGAUCGAGGAGCAGUGAACGAAAGUAACGGCAACACGAAUGUCACGAGAAAGCAUAUAAUUCAACGAAGUUUUAUCCUUUUCUCCCCGCUUCUCUCUUUCACUCCUCGGGAACUUUUGGCGCGGCAAUUUAUCCUAUCCGCGCGCCGCCCUUCACGGUGGCUUAAAGAUAUCACGAGGGAUCCAAGAUGUGCCUCGGCCUCUCCCGCGAGAUUAUCAGGAGUAUCAGAACCUUUAUCGGGAACAGGGAGAAAUGAAGUUAUCAGUGUCGGCUUACACAGCUCAGGCUAGUGCUCACAAGAAUCUCUGUAGCUAUCAGCAACAGCGGAGCUACGGGGCCACGAAUCAGGCGUCCUCGGCCCGGACCCCCUCAGACCUCGCGACGGUCCUUCCUGGCCUCAAGGUGGAUCGGGCGGAGAAGGAAGAAGGGCAGGGAGAGGGUGGUCUGGUGCCGUCUUGUAGUGGUGCUUCCGGUUCGAGGAUGGGCCCUGGGCCCGAUUCCGGUAGCAGCGCUCCCUCAUCAGUUCCCCAGUCACUGGCUACCUCAAGGGACGACGAGGACGACGAGGACGACGAGAGCAGCGGUAGGCCAACUAAUGGCCACGGAGGAUCGAGGUCAUUGGAGAUCUACCGUCGACGACACGCUAUCUCGGGUCAUCGACAAGCCUCAGCGAGCAGGUCGGCCGGUGCUGGACUCGCCGCCGCCACCUCGACCACUUCGGAAUCGCUGGAGAGCUACGCCCUCGAUACAGAGAUACCCGCCGCAUCCAGGAGGCCUCGUAGCACGAGGGGCUCGCAAAAAUGGAGUAACGUACGCGCGGUCAUGGCGUUAUAUUCCUCUCUACGCAAAAUCAAGAGAACGAAGAGCAAUCAACGGUGGAUGAAACUGCGCACGACCGUGCAGCUGUCCUCGGCGAUCUCCACGAUCCAGAAGAAGCCACCACUGAAGCGCGAGGACUCGUUCCUGAAGAGGUUCUCCACCAGGCAGAUACCGGAGAGCCAGGAGACCCUCGACACCGCCGAGGGCGAGGGAGACGCGACAGACGACAAGGAGACGGGUAACCGGCGCCGCAGGCGACCCCGCAGGCCUCAAAAACCGCCCAAGACCGUGGUCAAUCCCGACGAGAACUUCUAUUAUUACUGGCUGAUGCUGCUGUCGGCCUGCGUCCUCUACAAUCUUUGGACGCUGAUCGUCCGUCAGAGUCUGCCGGAGCUGCAGGCGCUGGCGCCUAACACCUGGCUCGCUUGCGACGGCUUCACCGACGCCGUGUUCUUCCUAGACGUGGCGGUGCAGUUUCGCACCGGCUACCUGGAGCAGGGCCUGAUGGUCUACAACAGUCGGAAGCUCGCCGGUCACUACCUCAAAUCCAAGUCCUUCGUUCUGGAUUUGUUCGCGCUGCUGCCGCUCGAUCUGCUCCAGGUGAAUCUCGGCAGCAAUCCCAUGCUGAGGUUUCCCAGGUUCCUCAAGAUUUACCGAGUGUACAAUUAUUACUACAUGGUGGAGUCGCGGACGGUCUAUCCGAAUCUCUGGCGCGUGCUGAAUCUUAUUCACAUACUGCUCAUACUGGCGCACUGGUUCGGCUGCUUUUACUACCUGCUGAGCGAGGCCGAGAGCUUCCAGGGCGACUGGGUGUAUCCCUACCGGCCCGGCGAGUACGCCACCCUGACCAGGAAGUAUCUCGGCUCCCUUUAUUGGUCUACCCUGACGCUGACGACCAUCGGUGACCUGCCCACGCCGGAGACCAACGCCGAAAUCGCGGGCGGCAAUCCCCGGAGCCUCGCCCGUCGCGGCCGACUGUCCCGGCUUCUGCAGUUCAAGCAUAAUGGAGGGUACGUCUUCACGAUAGUCAGCUACUUGAUUGGCGUCUUCAUAUUCGCGACCAUCGUCGGCCAGGUCGGCAACGUCAUCACGAACAGGAACGCGAACCGUCUCGAGUUCGAGAGGCUCCUGGACGGCGCCAAGACCUACAUGAGGCACCACAAGGUGCCGGGCGGUAUGAAACGACGGGUGCUCAGGUGGUACGACUACAGCUGGUCGCGCGGCAGGAUACAGGGCGGGGGUGACAUCAACACCGCUCUCGGUCUACUCCCGGACAAGCUCAAGACCGAGCUGGCGUUGCACGUGAACCUCUCGGUGCUGAAGAAGGUCACUAUUUUCCAGGAAUGUCAGCCGGAAUUUCUGCACGAUCUCGUCCUGAAGAUGAAGGCCUACAUUUUCACCCCCGGCGAUUCAAUAUGUCGGAAGGGAGAGGUCGCCCGUGAAAUGUUCAUAAUAGCCGACGGUAUUCUAGAGGUGAUCAGCGAAACUGGCAGAGUCCUCACGACAAUGAAGGCCGGGGACUUCUUCGGCGAGAUUGGUAUACUCAACCUGGACGGGUUGAAUAAACGCACAGCCGACGUUCGUUCGGUGGGUUAUUCCGAGCUGUUUAGCCUCUCGCGGGAGGACGUGCUGGCAGCGAUGAAGGACUACCCGGAGGCGCAGUCGAUCCUCCACAGCCUCGGCCGAAAGCGGCUGAUGGAAGCGCAGAGGGUAGCGCGGUCAUCGCGCCGGCCUACAUCCCCCGGUCACGAUUCGUCCGACAACAGUACCGGCAAGAGGAUCGUUGACAAGCUGAAGAGCGACGUGAAAGGCCUAAAGAAUGUCCUGCGAAAGAGCAGGCGUAACACACGGCCGGAGGAGAGCCUGGAGCUUCAGCCACUGGCGCCGAAGGCGCCAGUUCUGAAACGGCAGCAGAAGAUCGACGACGGCCAGGACCUGUCGCUGCCCAAUACCCAGGAGCAGCCAGUGUCACCGCUGGGCGCCGGUUUUCCGCUGCUGUCCAGGCUCAGGCUGUUGAAGGAAAAGGAGGAGAGGGAGGAACGGCACAACCUGAUGGACACGUCGAGCCACGCGGCAGAGCCGCACGCGCCGCCAGUUUCAGAAGCCUUGAACCCCACGAAUCCGAACCUGCCGUUCCUGCAGAGGAUACUUCUGCUGAAGACGAAGAAUGAGCAGGAGAUCACCCAAGUGGAAAGGGAGAUGCCCGCUAAGGAGUCCCUGUUGCCCAGGAACACCAUACCCGAGGAGACGAGCACGCAAUCGGACGAGCAGUCGUCCUCGGGUCGUCAGAGCGUCGCCGUGACCGCCGUGACCACCGUGACCUCGCAGGUUGAAACGCGCGUGGUCAAGGCGCUCAAGAAGCCCUGGACCACACUGAAAAACGCGUCGUUGACAACCGCCAAGGACAAUUCGCCGCAGAGAAGCCCGCCGGCCAGGAAGCUGCAGCAGACCAAGAUGUACGCCUCUGUUGACGACCUCUCGCCGGAGUACUGCGGUCUGCCGUUUGUCAAGAAGCUCAAAAUUCUCAAUGAGAGGCAGAAGCUGGCCGAGCUGGAGAAGGAAGUCAGGAGCUCGUCCCUCGAUUGCGGUGAGAAUGCCGAGCCGGAGUUCGACAGCAACCUUACGAGGAGCCACUCGGAGGCCUGUGCCAUUGAGUAUGCCAGGAAGCUGGCCAAAUUUAAUCUAGAUCGACAAGCGGCGGGGUCGUCGGCGACGGAACAGCUGUCGCCGGAGAACGAGACACUCGAGAGGCGGAACCUGAAGAGCAUCCUGAAGAAACUGUCGGCCAGCAGUAGGGCCGGCAGUUCCGAGACCGCGGCUACGAUUACGCCGAAUCGCGAGGCCGCGACCGCCGAGCUGAGAAGGCUGAUGAGAGCGCCGACGAUCGAGGGUUACGCCGCGCGGCACUCGAAGCUGUCCAAAAGCGUGACCUUCAACAAGUACACGCUGCAGAGCCCGCCGUCCGAGCAGCCCCUGCAGCUGCCAUCGAAUUACUCGCUGUCCGACACUCAGGAUCAGCCGUCACUGCUGCCGCCCAAUAAAUUUAGUUUCCGUCCUGUGAGCAGUGCCGGUGGUGUCCUGCAAACGGUGUCCCGGCCGCGGGAGGAGGAGUGCCUGGGCGAAUUGCUCUCCGGAGUCGGCGAGGUCAUCAAGGCGGGCCUGGACGACAUGCAGAGCAAAUUCGAGCGACAGUUCACGUCGCUGGAGCUGGAGGUCCACAAGCGUGACGAGAUAAUAUCACAGCUACAGUCGCGGAUCCAGCAGCUGGAGCGACGGAAACUGCGGGGUGCGGACGACUCCGGCGGGGACAGUACCGAGCACGACGCUUCUAUGGAGGAGGAUCUCGAAGACGAUCACGAGGAUCAUCCCUUCAUGCGUGACAGCUCCGUGGACACCGUUCUUGGGUCCAUACGGUCCCGUGACCGGCAUUCGUCCUCGUCGGUCGGCUCGAGCUCGCGCAGCAGGCGAUCGUGGGAGGAACACUCGGAGAGAGAAACCCUGGAGCUGCAGGAGCUGCCGAACUCGAUAGUGCCGCAGAGACUGCCGCGGGAGGAUAUUGCGAUCGACGUCGAAUCGAACAGCGACAGCAGAUCGGACGAGGAAAUUGACAUCUGCGGGCGUCGCAAGGGUGACAGCGAUGAGGGCGACGAGGAGAACGACGAGGAAGAAGAGGAAGAGGAGGACGACGACGACGACGAGGACGACGAUGACAAGAUUGUGCGGCAAGACGGCUACAACAACUGGGAGGUCGCCCUGCUGGCGAAGCAGCUCGAGAAGAGGAGAAGAAGCGGCGAUAACGCCAGCCCGGGUUCCUAGCGCAUUAAUGAGAUUCUAGAAAUACUGUGUUACCUCACGAACACGUUACGCUCCGACGGAUGGUGCAACCCGCUGGCUGGGUCCAGCGGUAGUGCAGCUUUUUGCGAACACGAUCAUCGCCCAUAUUCACAGUUAUUAGACUUCGAUAGUAUGACUAGCUGCAGUGAGACUAUGAUGUAGUCCGAUCUCGUAGGGCGUUGUUAAUAAUUUUUUCUCCCUAUUUUUCAUCCGUUUCAUCUAAUUUAGUUUUGAGUAUCUGUGAUAGGUCUCCAGCUCGAUGGAUCGGCGACCCUGUAAUAAUUUUCUCUUUGCAUCGCGCCGAUAUUUUAUCUCGCGUACAAAACAAGUACUUUUGUCUCCUUUCUCAGCCUUCUCCUUAUCUGCUUUUCUUCUUCGCUGUUAAAGCGAUCUUAUCGCAGAUAUAACUAGUUCAAAUGAUUUGGUUUUUCUCUCAAACGUACAUUGGAUUGUAAAUAUUCACAGGUGUGCCUGAGGAAAUAUUAUACAUGGGAUUCUUCUCUUAUUAUAUAGACAUCCUAUAAUUGAACGUACAAGAUAUCUCGGAGUAGCUAUAUACCAAUAGCAAGAUUUACUACUUACAGAGAGUUUCUUAAACGAAUUUGAAUAUUUUCUAGGGCAAAAAUCGAAACUUGGGCUAGAAUGCCGCGCAACAAUACCUAAACACCAUUACAUCUCAUUGACAGAAAUAUAUGUAACUUUCUGCCAUUUUGUUGGCAAUGUCUGAGCGCUCUUCUUUGCUCUUCCCGGUUUAUCCAUUUAAUCAUAUUCCUGAAAAGCUGCACCACGAACGAACGGAGAUAUUAGUCGGUUGUAUGAAGCGAGAGGAGGAAUAAAUAAUUUUAGAAAAAAAACAGAGAAAAAGAGAGAAGGAAAGAGAAAGAUAUAAACAGAGAGAUAUAAAUAUAAUUUGAAGCGACAGAACUUAAUGAGAAUAUAUUACGUAUACUGACCAGACCAAGCUCAAUAUUUCUAGAGUCUUUACAAGAUACGUCUAUUAAGCGACAAAUGAUUAUUAAAGUAAGAAAAAGAGAAUUAUUAAGAUCUUGUACAUAUUAGUCGAUAAUUUAUUUAUUUAUGAGCGAAAGAGGAAGAGCGAAUGCAAGAGAGUAAGAUUGUGGAGAGAGGGAGUAGGAGAUACAAAAUAUAAAAGUUAGUGCAAGAAUGAAUUUUACUGGAUUACAAGGAGAGAAGCAUUUUAGAUGCUGAUAUGUACCUAAUAUGCGGACGAAAGGAACAUACAAUAAAGCAAAUGUUUUCAAA
Temnothorax curvispinosus is the source of this 8679-nucleotide messenger RNA. RefSeq lists its product as uncharacterized. Gene Ontology annotation, biological process: monoatomic ion transport; transmembrane transport. Lineage: Eukaryota; Metazoa; Arthropoda; Insecta; Hymenoptera; Formicidae. Gene Ontology annotation, cellular component: membrane. The record is from RefSeq and is a predicted model, not a curated record. The transcript is spliced from 11 exons. Gene Ontology annotation, molecular function: protein-containing complex binding; monoatomic ion channel activity. The coding region runs from base 3016 to 7398 and encodes 1460 amino acids.